CUGGCUGCUUUCCGAGUCGAGAAUUUCCAGAUACAAGUCCUGGCAGAACAAAAUAUUGCCAAGAUAUUGGGGAGCGGGCGGUGAACGGCCAGACCUCCGGGCGCCGACCUCCGCGAUCGCGACUUGCGACAGCGUCACCCAGCGUGAGGCCUCCACCUUUGCGUUAUCUCGACCAGUAUACCACCUCAAGUCGCUCUCUAUAUCUACCUGUCGCCAUGUCUAGCGAACGCGUCUUCCGUCUCCCUUUCAAGAAGCCGCAAUGGAUGAACAGCGCGACUACCCGCACAGCUGGCGUCUACUUUGCCGGAGCCUUGUUUGCCAUCGCCCUCUUUGUCUUCAUUGAUGCCGCCGUCUACUCCAAAUCUUCGCUCAAUGGCUCCGACGUACACAUGACAUUCAUCGACUGGAUCCCCGUCAUCUUCAGUGCCCUCGGCAUGCUCAUUGUCAACUCGAUCGACAAGACCCGCCUCUCUGCUGAUAACUUCAGCUACAGUGGUGAUGGUAUCGCUUGGAAGGCUCGUGUUGUCUUGUUCAUGGGCUUUGCUGCUAUGGCCGGUGGUCUUGCUGGUGGUGUCACCGUCAUGGUCCUCAAGUACAUUGUGCCACAAUACUCUUUCCCUACCCUCUGGUUCGGCGUCGCCAAUGUCAUCGCCAACACUCUGGUCUCGCUCAGCUCGGUUGUCCUUUGGGUCUCGCAGAACAUGGAGGACGACUACACCUACAACCUACAGUUGUAGUAGGCUGUAUGCAUCUGGGUAGUUUGUCUAGUACUUGGAUACUCUUGAAUAUUAUCAUCACAUGCCCCUUCUCAUACUUUUGUGCGUUGCCUUUUGGCAGGCGCGUUAUAUCCCAUCGGAUUGGUACACAUGAAGACCAUCGCUACGCAUCUAGUUGAAAUUCACACGUCCUUGAUCUUCUCAAGCC
Aureobasidium pullulans EXF-150 is the source of this 924-nucleotide messenger RNA. RefSeq names its product UPF0220-domain-containing protein. Bases 216 to 737 code for a protein of 173 amino acids. The transcript is spliced from 3 exons. The record is from RefSeq and is a predicted model, not a curated record. Gene Ontology annotation, biological process: late endosome to vacuole transport via multivesicular body sorting pathway; protein targeting to vacuole. Lineage: Eukaryota; Fungi; Ascomycota; Dothideomycetes; Dothideales; Saccotheciaceae. Gene Ontology annotation, cellular component: Vps55/Vps68 complex; fungal-type vacuole membrane.